Trichoderma atroviride IMI 206040 is the source of this 1289-nucleotide messenger RNA. RefSeq lists its product as uncharacterized. The record is from RefSeq and is a predicted model, not a curated record. Gene Ontology annotation, biological process: carbohydrate metabolic process. Lineage: Eukaryota; Fungi; Ascomycota; Sordariomycetes; Hypocreales; Hypocreaceae.
CUUGCCCUGUCUUUGCCAGUGCCGAUCGUUGCUUGACUCUCAAAAUGAAGUCGGCAUUUGUCUUUCUAGCAUCCAUGCUGGCGACGCUGUCGCUGGCUGCCCCGGUCCAGGAUGUUGCUGUUGCUCGGUCUGAGCCGACUGAUCUGCCGCGUCUGGUGAUUUACUUCCAGACGACGCACGACCAGAACAACAACCCCAUCUCGAUGCUGCCGCUCAUCAACGAGAAGGGCAUUGCGCUGACGCAUCUGAUUGUGUGCUCGUUCCACAUCAACCAGGGCGGCGUCAUCCAUCUCAAUGACUUUCCCCCGGAUGACCCUCACUUUGCUACUCUGUGGAACGAGACUGUCAUCAUGAAGCAGGCCGGCGUCAAGAUUAUGGGAAUGGUUGGCGGUGCUGCUAGCGGAUCCUACAGCACUUCUACUCUGGAUUCUUCAAACAGUACCACCUUUGAGCACUACUAUGGCCAGCUUCACGACCUGAUUGUCAACUUUGAGCUCGAGGGCAUGGACCUCGACGUCGAGCAGCCCUUUAGCCAGAGCGGCGUCAACCGUCUCAUCUCCCGCCUGAGAUCCGACUUUGGACCCGACUUCCUCAUCACCCUGGCCCCCGUUGCGACGGCUCUGGAGAACAGCGCCAACCUGUCCGGCUUCAACUACAACCAGCUCCAGACCGACGAGGGCUCCUCCAUCGACUGGUACAACACGCAGUUCUACAGCGGCUUCGGCACCAUGGAGUCGCCCAACGACUUCAUCAACAUUGUCAACACCGGCUACUCCCCCGACAUCAUUGUCGCCGGACAGCUGACCACGCCCAACGACGGCGGCGGCUGGAUCCCCACGGCCGAUCUCAACAACACCAUCAUCACGCUGGACCAAACGUACGGCCAGAUCGGCGGCGUCAUGGGCUGGGAGUACUUCAACUCGCUGCCCGGCGACACCAGCGCUCCCUGGGAGUGGGCGCAGAUUGUGACUGAGAUUCUGCGCCCUGGCCUGACGCCCGAGCUGAAGAUUACGAAGCAGGAUGCUGCGCGUCUGCAGGCUGCUUAUGCGACGAGCGUGGCGGCGAAUGGCGGCAAGGAUAAGAGCUUUGCGGCGAAGCCUAGUGUGAACUACUCGAAGUGGGUGAAUGCGUAGAGCGGUUUAUUUUGAAGCACUAGAGAAGAGAUGGGUGGUAUUUUGUAAAUACAUAUUCUUGAAUACAUAUCUUGGUUAUACGAACAAUUACCUGGCACAUGAAAGCCAUGGGCCAGAAAGAAUAACAAAAAAAAUUGACAAUGCAACUACUGCUCG